Messenger RNA from Notechis scutatus (mainland tiger snake), 1635 nucleotides. RefSeq names its product WD repeat and SOCS box containing 2 (gene WSB2). Gene Ontology annotation, biological process: intracellular signal transduction; protein polyubiquitination. Gene Ontology annotation, molecular function: protein binding. The record is from RefSeq and is a predicted model, not a curated record. Lineage: Eukaryota; Metazoa; Chordata; Lepidosauria; Squamata; Elapidae.
UCCUCCCGGCUCGGGAAGAGGAAGCGGCCCCCCGGAUGGAAGCGGCCGCCCCGGGCGAGGGUGGCCGGCCGCGGCUGCUGCGGCCGCCGGUGGGAGAGGCGGUGGCGGAGGGAGAGCCCCUCCUCGUGGCUGAGCUCAAGCCGAGACGCCCCCAACAGCACGACUGGAAAUCCAGCUGCGAGACCUGGAGUGUGGCCUUCUCCGCCGACGGGACCUGGUUUGCCUGGUCACAGGGUCACUGCGUCGUCAGGCUGCUCCCGUGGCCUUUACAGAGGACCGAGCACAACAGCAAAGCUUUGGAACCCAAGAACCGGUGUGCAAAAACCAAGGCCAAGGGUUAUGGUGGGACCAAGGAGAAGACCUUGGAAUGUGGACAGAUUGUCUGGGGUCUGGCUUUUAGUUCGUGGCUGCCGUCCCAGUCACAUAAGUAUCGCCACCGGAAGGAAACGUUUCCUUGCUUGAUCCUGGCCACGGGAUUACAUGACGGGCAGAUUAAAGUCUGGGAGGUAGAAACAGGGAACAUGCUUUUUCACCUUGUGGGGCACCAAGACGUGGUGAGGGAUUUGAGCUUUGCACCCGGCAACCCUUGUUCCAUUCUCGUCUCUGCAUCCCGGGACAAAACGCUUCGAGUCUGGGACCUCAGUCAAAAUGGGAAGCAAUUGAAAGUGCUUUCUGGACAUUUGCAGUGGGUUUAUGGUUGCUCCAUUUCUCCUGACGGUCAGAUGCUCUGCUCCGUGGCUGGAGAGAAAUCGGCUCUGCUCUGGAGUAUGAACUCCUAUUGCCUGCUGCGGAAACUGGAGGGACACCAGGGUUGCAUCGCGUCCUGUGACUUUUCUCCAGACUCUGCUCUUCUUGCCACGGCUUCCUACGACACCUGCGUGAUCCUCUGGGAUCCCUAUACGGGGGAAAAGCUAAGAUCCCUUUGGCAUGUUCCCUUGCAACCUGCAGUGGACCAAGGUGGGAACUUCCACACCAGCUCCCUGAGGUCUGUGUGCUUCUCACCUGAAGGCCUCUACCUUGCCACAGUGGCAGAUGACAGGCUCCUUCGGAUCUGGGCAUUAGAGCUUGAGAGUCCUGUUGCUUUUGCUCCGGUGAAGAACGGUCUCUGCUGCACUUAUUUUCCACAUGGUGGGAUCAUCGCCACGGGGACCAGGGAUGGCCACGCCCAAUUCUGGACCGCCCCUCAAGCUCUGUCUUCUCUGAAGCACUUAUGUCGGAAAGUUCUCCGUGGCUGCUUCACUAGCUACCAAGUCCAGGCGCUGAGCAUUCCCAAAAAGAUGAAGGAAUUCCUCACCUACAGGACUCUAUGACGUUGGCCGGAAGGAGGUGCUGUUGCUGUGAUCCAUCCAUUGCUCGCGCUGGCCUUGUGUUUGCACAAGACAAAACUCUCUGGGGUGUCAAGCAAGGAGGCAACAUCAUUUCCUAGCUGAGAAAAUGACGAAGGAUGCUGUGGGCAAAUUCCCCCUUUUUCUUCCCCUGAAGUGGAAGAAAUCUUAAAAGAGUUUUUGGCAUACUAAAGUUUGCCAGAUACCCUCCCGGGCUCAGAGUUACUGGCAGUGGUAAGAUUCAAAUAAUUGAACAACCGGUUCUCUGCUCUAAUGAUUUCUUCCAACAACCAGUUCACCAAACUGCUCA